Messenger RNA from Annulohypoxylon maeteangense, 716 nucleotides. RefSeq names its product ATP synthase complex subunit H-domain-containing protein. The record is from RefSeq and is a predicted model, not a curated record. Bases 120 to 500 code for a protein of 126 amino acids. Lineage: Eukaryota; Fungi; Ascomycota; Sordariomycetes; Xylariales; Hypoxylaceae. The transcript is spliced from 3 exons. Gene Ontology annotation, biological process: proton motive force-driven ATP synthesis.
AAAACCUCAAAUCAUAAACGUCUCUCAGGUCUAAAAUCCCCCCCAUCUCUACAUACCACCAACCACACACCCUCAAUCUCCCACAAACCUCAAUUGAGCAUCCCUCACAGACCGACAUCAUGCUCUCUCAAUUAAGGGCUUCAACUGCUCGAUCGGCCACCUCGGCCAUCACCCGUGUCGUCAGGAUAAACGCCGCCAGAACAUUUAUCGCUCCUACAGUUUCGCGACGAGCCGACUUCGUCCAAGAGCUCUACCUCAAAGAACUAAAGGCCUACAAGCCUACGCCGAUUAAGGACUCUGACGCCGUCGGCCAAGUCCAAACUUUCACAGCACCUAAGACCCCCAAGUCUCCCGAAGAGGCCGAUCUCGCUAGCAGCCUAAAGGAAUACGAAAGCAUGGCCGUUGAGGUUGAAGGUAACGAGGGUGUCACCGCCUCAACGCCUGCUGUCGUUGAAGAUUGGCUUGUCGAGGAAGAGGACGAAGAGCCUGCCCACCAUUAGACGUGAAUUAUGAUAAGAUAGGAUAUGAACAAAACCGCUCAGCGGAAAGAGAUACCGAGAAGAGAAGACACGCGAGAGAGCCUAGCGUUUAGCCAUCCGUCUGAGGAAGAAGAGGAAGAGGGAGAAAGAGGAGGUUGGGGAGAGUAAUUAUGACUUGUACAUUUAUUCCUAGGAUCGCCGUUGCCGAAUCAUAAAAGAUCCUUCGUUCCGAAAGAA